Messenger RNA from Dipodomys ordii (Ord's kangaroo rat), 755 nucleotides. It is a transcript of the gene Fam110d, whose product is annotated as family with sequence similarity 110, member D. The record is from RefSeq and is a predicted model, not a curated record. Lineage: Eukaryota; Metazoa; Chordata; Mammalia; Rodentia; Heteromyidae. The coding region runs from base 138 to 755 and encodes 205 amino acids. The transcript has 3 exons.
CUCAGUCUGGACCUGCCCAAGGACCGCUGCAAUUCAGCCUCCCACACAAAGGAAAAUCCCCGUAUUGCCCUUGGCUCCUCCUCUGGCCGGGUCCCUCCAGCUGCCUAUGGGGCACGGUCCUGCCCAGCUCUGCUAAGAUGCCCCUGGCUUCUCCGUCCACUCAGUCUAGAGGGCGGACCCCCAGCGCCGUGGAGAGGCUGGAGGCCGACAAGGCCAAGUAUGUCAAGACACAUCAGGUGAUAGUCCGACGCCAAGAGCCAGCCCUCCGUGGGGGCCCUGGACCGCUCACCCCGCACCCCUGCAAUGAACUCGGGCUCCCUGUGUCCCCCAGGACCCCCGGGCCCGCCCGCCGGGGCAGCGGCCGGAGGCAGCCAAGGCCCGAUUCGCUCAUCUUCUACCGCCAGAAGCGAGACUGCAAGGCUUCGGUGAACAAAGAGAACGCCAAGGGCCAGGGGCUGGUGCGGCGCCUCUUCCUGGGCGCCUCCCGGGACGCUGCUCCCAGCAGCCCGGGUCCCGCCGAGCGAUCGGCCCCUCCCGGGGCUUGGGCGGCUUCCCCCGACGCCCCCGAGGCGGCCCGGAAGCGGGCGCUGUGCCCCUCGUGCUCGCUGCCGCUCUCGGAGAAGGAGCGCUUCUUCAACUACUGCGGCCUGGAGCGCGCGCUGGUGGAGGUGCUGGGCGCCGAGCUAUCUGACUUUUUCCACGGUAGAGGAACCAUGCACCGAGUAGGGCAGCAGGCCAAGUCUUGCACUGAAUGA